AUGUUCUCACCGGUUGUGAAACCUGUCUCGAUCAGAUCACUUCUAUCUAUAGUUGUGAAUUUGAAUUUGGAGCUUGAGCAGAUGGAUGUCAAGACAGCGUUCUUACAUGGAAACUUAGAGGAGGACUUGUACAUGGAACAACCCGAAGGCUAUGUAGACAAGUCAAAGCCAAACCAUGUGUGUUUACUAAAGAAAGCGUUAUAUGGACUGAAGCAGUCCCCAAGGCAAUGGAACAGAAGGUUUGAUGAGUUCAUGGUCUCUCAGGAGUACAAACGGAGUGAUCAUGAUGUGUGUGUACAUCAUGGAAGUCUCAGCAGACGUGUUCGUUUAUCUGUUGUUAUACGUGGAUGA
Microthlaspi erraticum is the source of this 351-nucleotide messenger RNA. NCBI's taxonomy places the organism in Eukaryota, Viridiplantae, Streptophyta, Magnoliopsida, Brassicales, Brassicaceae. The record is from the annotation of a GenBank genome assembly.